This is a messenger RNA of Alosa alosa (allis shad), 3865 nucleotides long. RefSeq names its product NACHT, LRR and PYD domains-containing protein 14-like. Gene Ontology annotation, molecular function: protein binding. The record is from RefSeq and is a predicted model, not a curated record. The coding region runs from base 125 to 3409 and encodes 1094 amino acids. NCBI's taxonomy places the organism in Eukaryota, Metazoa, Chordata, Actinopteri, Clupeiformes, Clupeidae. The transcript has 14 exons.
CUGAAACAGAAGUCGUCGCUUCCGUAUUGCGAAAAAGCAGUUGAACAUUUCGGCAAUUACGUAUCUUGAAAAUACUAUUGUGUAAGAUCAGGGGAUCCCAGUAAACAGAGUGUGUUUGGCUAAAAUGAGUUCGUGUGAAAAAGAGGACCAUGAUUGUGAGCCUCAGAGCCCACAGACACACAGACCUCCAUCUCCAGUGCCCAGCUGUGUGUCCAUGAAGAGUGAUCGGUCCAUGGAUAUUAUUCCCGACUUCAGCAGUGAACCAGUUCCAUCAGGUCUAAACCCACAGACACACAGACCUCCAUCUCCAGUGCCCAGCUGUGUGUCCAUGAAGAGUGAUCGGUCCAUGGAUAUUAUUCCCGACUUCAGCAGUGAACCAGUUCCAUCAGGUCUAAACCCACAGACACACAGACCUCCAUCUCCAGUGCCCAGCUGUGUGUCCAUGAAGAGUGAUCGGUCCAUGGAUAUUAUUCCCGACUUCAGCAGUGAACCAGUUCCAUCAGGUCUAAACCCACAGACACACAGACCUCCAUCUCCAGUGCCCAGCUGUGUGUCCAUGAAGAGUGAUCGGUCCAUGGAUAUUAUUCCCGACUUCAGCAGUGAACCAGUUCCAUCAGGUCUAAAAUUUCAGCAGUUCCACAAAUCCCACCUGCAGAAGAAGUUUCAGUGUCUGAUUGAGGGAAUCGCACAGCAGGGAGACACCAGACUCCUCCAUGAGAUCUACACAGACAUCUACAUCAUAGAGGGGGGAAGAGGAGAGGUCAAUGAUGAGCAUGAGGUCAGACAGAUAGAGACGGCAUUCUGGAGAGAAGCAGAACAAGGCAGACCCAUCAAAUGCAGUGACCUCUUUAAACGCUUCCUGGAAGAGGACAGACGCAGAAAAGAACGCUUCCUGGACGAGGACAGACGCAGAAAAGAUAAGGGAAAAAAGAAGGGAACAGUCUUUGAGUCCAGACAAGACAAACCCCUCAGAACAACAGUGCUGACAAAGGGAGUGGCUGGCAUUGGAAAAACCGUCUCAGUGCAGAAGUUCAUUCUGGAUUGGGCGGAAGGAAAAGCCAAUCAGGAUGUCCACUUCAUAUUUCCUCUUCCUUUCCGGGAGCUGAACCUGAUGAAGGAGAAGGAACUCAGUCUGGUGGAUCUUAUUCAGCACUUUUUCCCAGAAAUCAAAGAUCCCAGAGUCUUCACCAGUUCAGAGCACAGAGUCAUGUUCAUCUUUGAUGGUCUGGAUGAGUGUCGACUUCCUCUAGAUUUCCUCUACAACCCGAGGUGUUGUGAUGUGACAGAGCCAGCCUCAGUGGACGUGCUGCUGACAAACCUCAUCGAGGGAAAUCUGCUUCCUUCUGCUCUCCUCUGGAUCACCGCACGACCAGCAGCAGCCAAUCAGAUCCCUCCUGAGUGUGUGGGCCAGGUGACAGAAAUAAGGGGAUUCAAAGACCCACAGAAAGAGGAGUACUUCAGGAAGAAAAUAAGUGAUGAGAACCUGGCCAGCAGAACCAUCACACACCUGAAGACAUCCAGGAGCCUCUACAUCAUGUGCCACAUUCCAGUCUUCUGCUGGAUUUCAGCCACUGUUGUAGAGAAAACAUCAAAAAAAUCAGACAAAGUAGAAAUGCCACGGACUCUGACUCAAAUGUACACACACUUCCUGUUCAUUCAGACUGGCAUAAAAAAUGUCAAGUACACAGAGAGAAAAGAGACAGAUGAAGAGGUGAUUUACAAACUGGGGAAACUGGCUUUCCAACAGCUGGAGAAGGACAAUCUGAUCUUCUAUGAGGAAGACCUGAGAGAAUGUGGCAUUGAUGUCACAGAAGCAUCAGUAUACUCAGGAGUGUGUACUCAGAUCUUCAGAGAUGAGGCUGGGUACCAGGGGAAAGUGUUCAGCUUUGUGCAUCUGAGCAUCCAGGAGUUUCUUGCAGCUCUGUAUGUGUUCCUCUGCUUCAGCAACAGACAGAGAAACAUGCCUGACCAACAGCAAACCUCUCAGCUCUCUGCUCUGUUCAGAGCUGCAACACUUCAUGACCUACACAAGACUGCAGUGGACCUGGCCUUACAGAGUAAGAAUGGACACCUGGACCUUUUCCUCCGCUUCCUUCUGGGCCUCUCACUGGAGUCCAAUCAGAAUCGCUUAAAGCAUCUACUGCCACAGAGUAGCAGCCAAUCAAAUAACUCCGAGCAAACAGUCCAGCAUGUCAAACAGAAGAUCAGAGAUCAGAAGAGCCCACACAAAAGGAUCAACCUGUUCUACUGUCUGAAUGAGCUGAAUCACCACGCUGUAGUGGAGCACAAAAUCCCCUUAGAAACUCUGAAUGUAGAGACACUCUUACCAGGACAGUGGAAGACUAAGACAUUUGAGUUGAAGAUGACAAAGGCGCAGCUGGCUGAGUUUGACCUGCAGAAGUACAUAAAGACACCAGAGGAAGAUCAGACUGAACUCCUUAGUCCAGAUGAAGUUCUUCAGAAGGUGCUGCCAGCAGUCACUUCAGCUCUACUGAAACAUUGUGGUCUCAGUGGAGAUUCCUGUAAGGAAAUAUCAUCAGCUCUCCAGUCAGAAAACUCACUGCUGAGUGAGUUGGACCUGAGCCAGAAUCCCCUUAAGGACUCUGGAGUGGAGCUGCUUUCUGCUGGACUGAAGCACAUUAACUGCAGUCUGGAGAAAUUGAGACUGGAGGACUGUGGUCUCAGUGGAGAUUCCUGUAAGGAAAUAUCAUCAGUUCUCCAGUCAGAACACUCACUGCUGAGAGAGUUGGACCUGAGCGAUAAUCCCCUGGAGGAUUCUGGAGUGGAGCUGCUGUCUGCUGGACUGAAGCACACUAACAGCAGACUGGAGAAAUUGGGGCUGUAUAACUGUAAUCUGACCGAUAAGAGCUGUUCCUAUCUCGCCUCUGCACUGAAGACAUCACGCUCAUCAAAUCUCAGAGUGCUGCAUCUGAGUGAGAAUAAGCUGCUGGACUCAGGAGUGGAACUUUUAUGUUCUGCUCUUUGUCAUCAAAACUGCAAACUGGAGGAACUAUGGCUCUAUAACUGUAAUCUGACCGAUAAGAGCUGUUCCUAUCUGGCCUCUGCACUGAAGACAUCACGCUCAUCAAAUCUCAGAGUGCUGCAUCUGAGUGAGAAUAAGCUGCUGGACUCAGGAGUGGAACUUUUAUGUUCUGCUCUUUGUCAUCAAAACUGCACACUGGAGGAACUACAGCUGUAUAGCUGUGAUCUGACCGAUAAGAGCUGUUCCUAUCUGGCCUCUGCACUGAAGUCUCCCUCCUCAAAUCUCACACAGCUGGACCUGGGGUACAAUCACCAGAUGAGUGCAUCAGCUGUAGAGGCGCUCUGUGCUCUAGUGGAGGACGAACACUGUAAACUGAAGAAACUAAAGCGGAGUGAUCAAUACGAUCAUAGGAGAAGAUAUUUGUAAAGUGUACAUUUUGGUUGUGCACUGAGGUGGAUGGUGGUGCAGAAGCUCAUGAAAUGAGGGUGGGAUCCAACACACACCAGCAGGACACACACACAUAACAGCAGCAGCACACACACACACACACACACAUAACAGCACACACACACACAAGCUAGCAGCAUUGGGGAGCGUCUGGAUAUGGUCUGAGGUCUUCCUGAGUGGAGCUCAGCAGUGAGAUGAAUGGAGAAGAGGAGGACCAGUCACUCUCCAACAUGUGCACAGAUGGACAUAUGGACACCAGCAACACACACACACACACCAGUCACUCUCCAACAUGUGCACAGAUGGACAUGUGGGCACCAGUAACUCCUCUCCUAGUUGCUCUCCAUUGGCUUCCUAUAGUAGCCUAAAUUAAAUUUAAAUCUCUCACUUUGGCCUAUAGGACACUGACUCGAUCUGCUCCUAGUUAUUUUAAUU